AUGUUUGUCCAGCGAACUGCUUUCGCCCUUGCGAGGCGUGCUCCCGUGAAAGCCUUGUCGCGACGCUCUUUUACAUCGUCAAUUGUUCGCAGUUCGAAAUACGAUGUCAAGCCAGACCAGCCCCAGGGCAAAGUCAUCCCAUUUGAGGAAGUCAAAUCUGAGACCGAUCUUUUCGGCCCUGGUGCCGCUCCAGGCACCAUCCCCACGGAUAUUGAACAAGCCACCGGUUUGGAGCGAUUGGAACUUUUGGGAAAGAUGAAGGGCAUUGAUAUUUUCAAUAUGCAGCCAUUGGAUGCCUCAAGACUAGGAACUCUCGACAACCCCAUUAUGGUCAAGUCUGGUGGUCCUGAACAAUAUGUUGGCUGCACGGGUUAUCCAGCUGACUCCCAUACCGUCAUUUGGCUUACGGUCUCGCGUGACCGGCCGGUCGAGCGAUGCUCCGAAUGUGGCAAUUGCGUCAAGAUGGACUAUAUCGGCCCCAAGGAGGACGAUCACCACCACCACUCUGAGGUUUACGAGCCAAAGACGAUGGCUGACUAUGUGAAACCUGAAUAUUGGUAUAAAUAA
Molecule: messenger RNA, 567 nt
Organism: Uncinocarpus reesii 1704
Lineage: Eukaryota; Fungi; Ascomycota; Eurotiomycetes; Onygenales; Onygenaceae
Product: cytochrome c oxidase polypeptide IV
Exons: 6
Coding region: 1-567 (188 amino acids)
Biological process (GO): mitochondrial electron transport, cytochrome c to oxygen
Cellular component (GO): mitochondrial envelope
Source: RefSeq, a predicted model, not a curated record